AUGACUAAGCGCUUGGUCUUUCCAAUCUGGUUCUCCCACUACCAGCAAGAAGCCAACAUCACUUCGUCACAACCGCUUCCAUUGGGUCUUCGACAGGCCUCAGACGAUUCAAUACCCUCAAUAUGGCGAUUAAACCUAUCACUGGCAUGCUCCGAAGGGGGCUUGUCCUCGAUCUCUCCGUCGCUCUCGGUCUUGGUACUGCUUCCGGAUACUACUGGUGGUACGGUACGUAGCGGCGCCCCAGCGCACCUCAUCGACAACGUCAAAACUCGAUUCAUGCUCAUCAUUGAUACAGGUUUCCACAUCCCAAUCGUCCGUAAGCGCGACGCCUACUACAACAAGCUUGAGGAGGAACGCAAUGCUGGGAUUGGACGAUGA
This is a messenger RNA of Pseudovirgaria hyperparasitica, 378 nucleotides long. RefSeq lists its product as uncharacterized. Lineage: Eukaryota; Fungi; Ascomycota; Dothideomycetes; Acrospermales; Acrospermaceae. The record is from RefSeq and is a predicted model, not a curated record. Bases 1 to 378 code for a protein of 125 amino acids. The transcript is spliced from 3 exons.